AUGCAGAUCAUGAACGCAGAUCAUGUCGCUCAAGGUCUUCCCCACUCCACUGACAUCCUAUUUUUGUCCUUCUGUCAUUGGAAUACUAUGCUAUAUCUCUCGUUAACUCUUACAUUGCUAGGGCUACCCUUCGCAGUCUUCACCUCCCCCACUAUCUCGCGCCGCCAAACCGCAUGCAGUAAUGACACCACACUGCCUGAAUUAUUACUCACCGCGACCGAGAUCUCUACCGGGUCAUCCCAACCCCUCGUCGUCGACUUCACUUCCGUAGAUGACACAUUCUUGCUCGUUACAACCGCCACCGCAACAGGCAUAAUCGCGAACACCAACUUCACCCUGACCGAAACCCUGCUCAUCGCCGGCGGCUUCCCGACCGCUCAAUUCGGGACAGAAGCCAUCUCCGGCCUUCCCAUCACGUUUGAGUUUCUUUCGCUCGGUGGGGGUGUGCAGCCUAGGCCCGUUGGGGAGUAUUGCUCUACGUCCGAAACUCCAGCCCUCCUGGGCAUCGACACCGACGCGACCGAUUUCUCAUUGUGCAGUAACCCGACGAGCGGGUUGGAUCUGAUUGUGUGGCAGGCUGCGGCGGGGGCGAGUUUGUACGAUUUUAGUACUUGUGUAGCUGUUGAUCUUACUAUCUCGCUGGUGGGGUGA
This is a messenger RNA of Stereum hirsutum FP-91666 SS1, 651 nucleotides long. RefSeq lists its product as uncharacterized. The record is from RefSeq and is a predicted model, not a curated record. The transcript is spliced from 3 exons. Lineage: Eukaryota; Fungi; Basidiomycota; Agaricomycetes; Russulales; Stereaceae. The coding region runs from base 1 to 651 and encodes 216 amino acids.